Molecule: messenger RNA, 1020 nt
Organism: Paramuricea clavata
Lineage: Eukaryota; Metazoa; Cnidaria; Anthozoa; Malacalcyonacea; Plexauridae
Source: the annotation of a GenBank genome assembly
AUGUUAAAACUUGGUGUUAUAACACCAGUUGAGAAACCGACAGAUUGGGUUAAUAGUGUUGUACUGAGCGAGACAACCAACAACAAAGGAGAGAUAGUAAAGGUAAGACUUUGCCUGGAUCCCCGUGAUUUGAAUAAGUGGGUUAAAAGAGAGCACUGUCGCACGAGGACAAUUGAUGAGGUGGUCACUGAGCUAAAAGAUGCUAAAUUCUUCACUGUGGUAGAUGCAAGGAAGGGGUACUGGCACGUAACUCUGGAUACAGAAAGCUUGUACCUCACAACCUUCAGAACUCCUUUUGGCCGUUAUCGUUUCAACCGAUUACCCUUUGGUCUUGUUGUUUCUCAAGAUAUAUUCCAGAAGCAGCUCGCCGGACACAACAUUUGAAGGCCUCGAUGGCAUCACUGGUAUAGCAGACGACCCUUUUUUUUAUAUGGAUCUUCAGAGGAAGAGCACGACGCAAACCUAGCCAAGCUUAUGGAAAGAGCACAUGUAAAGGGUGUGGUGUUUAAUAGGGAGAAGUUGCAGUUCAAGUGUAGGGAAGUGAGUUUCUUUGCACAAUAUUGGAUACCACAGGAUAUGAAGCCUGAUAAUAAGAAAGUAUCAGCAAUCCUUGGUAUGAAGCAGCCGGAAGACGCAAAAAGUCUACAGAGCUUUCUCGGUUUAGUAAGCUAUCUAACAAGGUACUCCGGACGUCUGGCUACCCUAUCAUCUCCACUUCGCGAUCUAACUAAGAAAGAUGUUGCGUAUUCGUGGGGGCCAGAGCAUACCCGCGCAUUUGAUGAAGUGAACAAGGAAGUAUCCUCGCUGGGCGUAUUCCGAAAUUUCGACCCUGAUGCAGAAACAACCAUUCAAACUGACGCAUCUCUCAAAGGCUUAGGCGCAGUGCUUCCACAAGGAAGCCAACCCGUGUGUUAUGCGUCUAAGGCUCUCACAGAAGCUGAGCAGAGGUACAGUAACAUUGAGCGUGAAGCACUUGGCGUUGUUUGGGGGCUCGAACGAUUUCAUUACUUUUUGUAUUGA